This is a messenger RNA of Paramacrobiotus metropolitanus, 2464 nucleotides long. Its product is annotated as sodium-independent sulfate anion transporter-like. The transcript has 7 exons. The record is from RefSeq and is a predicted model, not a curated record. Gene Ontology annotation, molecular function: sulfate transmembrane transporter activity. Bases 187 to 1956 code for a protein of 589 amino acids. Gene Ontology annotation, biological process: transmembrane transport. Lineage: Eukaryota; Metazoa; Tardigrada; Eutardigrada; Parachela; Macrobiotidae. Gene Ontology annotation, cellular component: membrane.
GCAGUUCCCGAUACUUCACGAUCAGAAACGGCAAAACCCAAAUGUCUGACAAAUUCCAAAGAAUAUCGUAAUACUUAUUGCAGUUUUAUGGUAAUUGUUUUCAUUUUACAGUUAGAAAAACUUGUAGAUGAUCCAUACUAGAAAGGGUCCGUUUUAAUUGCAACAUUCAAGUCAACACUCGCGAUUAUGAGCAUACCGCGCGUUCCUUCCGUGCCAAACAACGGAGAAGAUGGUGUGGAGAUAUUCGGAGCAUACCACAGCAUUCACCCAUUAAAAAUCAGCUGCCCCACGCCACCGCGAUCAUUGUCGACAUUUCUGCAAGGAAUUCUGCCGUGCGUAUCCUGGAUUUGUGGAUAUAAAUUAUCCUUUCUCCAUCGGGAUUGUGUGGCCGGAUUCACGUGCGCUCUGGUAUCCCUGCCCGUAAGCCUUGCGGCGGCUAGUAUCUCCAGGGUUCCUUUGCAGUAUGCUCUGUAUACGUUUGUGGGAUGUUUUGUGCAAGUGCUGUUUGGCACAACGAAGGGCGUUUGUCUGGGAUUCAGCGCGGUGUUGGCCAUUUUGGUUGCUCAAGAAGUCCGAGUAUUUCCGCCGGAGUAUGCUGCGGAUGUUGCAGUUCUGCUGACACUGUACAACGGAGUGGUGCUUUUCACAAUCGGAAUCGCUCGACUCGGAUUUUUGGUGGAUUUCAUUUCGGUGCCCGUAGCUCAAGCGUUCCUUUCAGCAACGGUGAUUGUCAUUGUCAUGCAACAGCUUCAUGGUUUAUUUGGUUUGACCGUUAAUGCCACGGACUUUCCGAAUAUGGUUUAUGAAUUCAUUGUGAAAAUCCAGGAGACCAAUCACUGGGAUCUAUUAAUUGGCCUCCUGACCUUGACGAUCAUUUUGGCAUUGUUCUUCAUAAAACCGGCCUCGGAGUUUGUGCGGCGGAAGUGGUAUGACAAGUUCGCAUUCCGAGUUUUGGAAGUUGCUUAUUUUGGUAGAUUCCUUAUUGCUGUUUCCUUUGCUGCUUUAAUCCAAGCGGCUCUGAUCAGCCAGCACUGUCAUGUCAUAACCGUUCCACCCAGAGUCAAUCCCGGUUCUAUUCCAAUACGCCCUCCCCGAUUUACGUUCGGUAAUUAUAGCGCAGUGGACAUUGUCCAUUCAUUCGGACCCAGCUUACUGGCCAUCCCGCUGAUCAGUAUUGUCCAGCUCUGUGCAGUCAUUAAAAGUCUUUCGCACGUAACUCGCCAUGGUGUGCACGCUCCCGAGUUUCGCGCGGUCGGAUUGGCCAAUUUAAUCGGAUCCUUCUUUUCCAGUCUUCCGUUGACCGCCAGCGCUACGCAGACUGAAUUAAAUAAUCAGGUCAAAGGAAAAACACCGGCUUCAGGGUUGAUUUCAGGAACCGUUGGCGUGUUAGCGGCAAUUUACGGUGUUGGGUUACUGCAUUUCAUCCCGAUUGCCUCGGUGAGCGCCGUUAUUAUUUGUGCUGUUGUGCCAACAUUCGACUGCGCUGUAAUCGAUAAUAUGUGGCGCAUCCACAAAAUCGACUUAUUUCCUUAUUUCGUCACAUUCUUUUGCUGCAUAUUUAUGGGAUUCGAGUACGGUGUAUUGGUUGGCAUGUUUAUUUCGGUGUGCAUGCUAUUGUUCCCGGUGGCGCGUCCUACGGUGUCCGUUUAUCGAUGUGAAAAUGAACUGGUCAUCACGCCAUAUGGAAGUGUUACUUUUCCGGCAAUGCGUUAUGUUCGUCAACUGAUACUGGAUCAUAUUUGUGAAAAGCAGGAAGGAGGAAAGAUUAUUGUGGAUGGCAGCCACUGGACGGACUUAGAUUAUACGGUGGCGGUACACAUGAAAGAUUUAGCCAAGGAGACGGAAAGUAUGGGAUGGACGAUGUGCUUUACGGAAUUGAACGACAUUGUUUCGGGGAUAAUGGAAGCCCCAUCGCCUUUGGUUUCGUGGCCUUCCAUAUCAGAGGAACCGGCUUAGAUUUCUGCCUUAAUUUAUUGUUUCUUUCUUUGCAGUAUUAAAGUUCAGGGAAGUUUAUUUACCUGCUACUAAAUUUAUGGCACUUACUAUUUAUUGUCACAAAUUUAUUGCUCAUAUUUACUACGAUAAGCUCAAGAUUGAUAGAUUUUCCUGUAAUUGCAUUGGGGAUACUGUUCUUCUUGAAUGAAUCUCGAUAUUUAUUUACCGGUAUUUAAUUCUAUUGGUGAUCUAAAUUAAGACUGCAAAAUUUGUGCGGUUUAUGUACCUUUUAUUGUGGUGGUAAAGUGUAAAUGCAGUCUGCAUAUGCUUCUCUGUACGUCAUUAUUAACGGGCAGAGAGUAAGAUCAACUACAGAGUAUUUGUAUCCGAUCGUUUUCAGGGUCAGAAACCGGUUUGGUGAUGACUUUACAUUUCGGCAUUAUAGCGACUGUGUACCAAAAUGAUCAAGAUCCUCAUUACAAAGCUGGCCCAAGAAUCCACACUAUACCUAUUGAAACCGCAUAUUUCU